Trifolium pratense (red clover) is the source of this 2482-nucleotide messenger RNA. Its product is annotated as root phototropism protein 2-like. The coding region runs from base 428 to 2158 and encodes 576 amino acids. The transcript has 4 exons. NCBI's taxonomy places the organism in Eukaryota, Viridiplantae, Streptophyta, Magnoliopsida, Fabales, Fabaceae. Gene Ontology annotation, molecular function: protein binding. The record is from RefSeq and is a predicted model, not a curated record.
AGCCAAUUUGUCACAAUGUUGAAUUGAAACUUCUUCCCUAAACGUGUGGAAGAAGUUAGACCUAGUAGAUUAGAGCAGGGGAAUUAAUGAUAUAAAGUGUAUUAUUAUUAGCUUAAACUCUAAAAAGUAAUGAUAUAAAGUGUAUUAUUAUUAGCUUAAACUCUAAAAAGUAAUCACUUUAUACAAGCAAGAUAACAUCAAUUAUUAACAGAAAAGGAAAUAUAUCAACUUUGUGUCUUGAACCACAGUGACAAACUUACAUGUCAUGAAGACAAAAGUCAUAAAUACAUAACAAUGAAGUUAAUCUACUGGGGUUCUAAAUCUCCUAUUAUAACAACCCACCAUCACAUGUAAACUAGUAGUACUCAUUUCCUCAAACCCCAAAACAAAUUCUGACCAAAAGAAAACCAACCAACUACAUAGGCUCAUGGAGAAUCCUAGUCCUAGCAGACUCUCCCUUGCCAUGGAGAGAACAGGGCAAUGGAUUUUCUCUCAAGAAAUCCCAAGUGAUGUUAUAGUUACAGUUGGAGAAGCAAGUUAUUCUCUCCACAAGUUCAUGCUGGUGGCAAAAAGCAACUAUAUCAGAAAGCUUAUACUAGAAUCAAAUGAAAGUGAACUCACCAGAUUAGACCUUUCUGACAUACCCGGCGGCCAAGAAGCUUUUGAGAAAGCAGCCAAGUUCUGUUAUGGUGUCAACUUCGAGAUAACGGUCAACAACGUGGCGUCGUUACACUGUGCCGCCGUGUUCCUCCAGAUGACUGAUGAGUAUUGUGAUGGAAACCUGGCCGGAAGAACGGAAGGUUUUCUCUCUCAGGUCGCCCUCACAACUCUUCCCGGCGCCGUAGUUGUUUUAAAGUCCUGCCAUCAGCUUCUCCCCGUUGCCGAUGAAUUAAACAUCGUCAAACGCUGUAUUGACACCGUCAGUUUAAAGGUGUGUAAUGAAGCUAACUUCCCCAGCCGUUCACCACCGAAUUGGUGGACGGAAGAGCUCCCUGUUCUCGAUGUUGAUUCAUUCGGGAAAGUGAUCGCCGCCAUGAAACAACGUGGUGCCAAAUGCCUAACUCUUGCCGGAGCAUUAAUCACAUAUACAGAACGCACUCUCCGUGAACUCGUACGUGAUCAAACCGGCGGAGCCGGAGGAAGAAUCCGUUCAUCAUAUCCAACAGAUUCCGAUUCAGAAACAAAAACAGAACAACGCGAGACUCUACAAUCCAUCGUCCCACUCUUCCCUUCAGAGAAAGCUGCUUUUCCAAUCAACUUCCUCUGCUGCCUUCUCCGUUGCGCGAUCUACCUCCGCGCAUCAAGCUCCUGCAAACGCGAACUCGAGAAACGAAUCUCCGACAUUCUCGAACACGUAACAGUGAACGAUCUGUUAGUCAUCUCAUUCACCUACGACGGCGAGAGACUCCUCGAUCUCGACAGCAUUCGAAGAAUCAUCUCCACCUUCGUCGAAAAAGAAAAAAGCACUACAGUUUUCAACUCCGGUAGCACCUUCGGAGAAAACUGCUCCGCCGCGAUGCAGCGCGUUGCCAAAACCGUCGACGGAUAUCUCGCCGAAAUCGCUUCUUACAGCGAACUAGCAAUUUCAAAAUUCAACGGAAUUGCCAUUCUCAUUCCGAAAGGCGCGCGGAAACUCGACGAUGAUCUUUACCGCGCCGUGGAUAUCUACCUAAAGGUGCAUCCAAACCUUGAUGAACUAGAGAAGGAGAAAGUAUGCAGUGUAAUGGACGCGCUGAAACUGUCUUACGAAGCGCGUGUGCAUGCUUCUCAGAAUAAACGGUUACCGGUGCAGAUUGUUCUUCACGCGCUUUACUACGAUCAGUUAAAAAUAAGAAGUGGUGGUGCGGCAGAUCGUGACGCCGCGGUGGCGGAACGGAAUCAGUUACAAACCGACGUAACGUUGGUUAGAGAGAACGAGGAGUUACGAACGGAAUUGAUUAGAAUGAAAAUGUACGUUUCGGAUUUGCAAAAGAAUGGUGCAACGACGUCGUCUUCUGCUGGAAAUGGAAAAGAAGUCAAAAAGUCAACGUUUUUUUCUUCUGUGUCUAAGAAAUUGGGUAAGUUGAACCCGUUUAAGAAUGGGUCGAAAGAUACGUCUCAUAUUGAAGAUGGGCCUGAUUUGACAAAGCCCAGAAGAAGAAGGUUCUCUAUUUCAUAGAUUUGUUUUGUUUUUUGUGUAAAAUUUAAGUGAUUAAUUAAUUACUUAAUUAGUGUUUACUAGACAAAGUUUAGUACUAGUGUUGUUUAAUUUGAUUGUAUUUGUGUGUGAAGUAUAUUCUAUAAAAUGCAAUUUGUUUGGGCCUUUGGGGUUUGGGUUAGUAACAUCUAAGUUUGGACUCUACAAUCUACAUAGUAUUGGCAAGGUUUCUCUAUUUCAUGCUACUUAUGUGCCAAGAAAAAAGGGUGUAUACACGUUUGGAGGAAUCAUGAGUCCUGCCAAAUAUGAAUCAGAAUUAUAUAAUGUUUUAAUUGUUAAGAAUAA